UUUGAUUUCUCGCAUUUGAAUUUGUUCUGCGAAUAUUAUAUACACGUGAUAUAUAUGUAUUUGAAUUUUGAAAUUCGUACGCGAUUACGUGUUUUCGCCGGCAAAUUAACAACGGCUGUCGUCCGGCGACUUCGAUUAACAGUAUAUUUUAAACUUAUUUUUCUUUUGUUUUACAAAUUAGAAUAUUUUUUUACAAAAACUGCAAUUUUUAAAUCAAAUUUCGGGCUUUUUCUGGAUUUUAGUUAUAUUUUCUGUCUCUGUAUUGCUAGGGUUAUGAACUAUGAUCAUGUAUUAAAAAACGAAACUUUUCAAUUGGAUUAGAACAUUUUUAGCUUUGUUUGCCGUGUUUUUCGAAUUUCAUAUUCUAAAAAGGAUUCUUCUUUUGUCAUACUUUGACAAUUUUAUUAAGAUUUUUAAUUUUAUAGGGAAAAUUGGACAUUUUUGUUUAAAUUUGGAAUUGCUUUUCUCUGUUUAGCUUCCUUUUUAUCUCUGUUUUGCAACGGUUUUGAUCAAGUUUUUGUUACCAAAAUUUGUUCAACUUUUUUGAACUUUCGAAUCAUAUUUAUGAUGGCACUGUGUUCCUGAUCUAUGUGGUUGUUAUUGUUCCAUUGUUUUUUUUUCAUCUCCUUGUGCUUCGGAAACAGCUUCUUUAUUCGGGCAGGAGUAAAGUCUGCGUUCACACUAACCUCUUCAGGACUACACGUGAAAUAUUACUGGGUUGUUGUUGAUGCUGCUGAUUUCCUUGAAUCUAAUGAAGUGAUUUACAGCAGAGAAAAGGAUCUUACUUUAUUGGCAUCGGUGUAUAAUUCAUCAGAUUAAAGUUGGGUUCUUGAGAGCUGAGCUUUUCAAGAAUGGCUUAAGUUGUUAUUAAUAUAAGAAAGGGGAUAUCAUUAUAUCAAUGCUGUCUAAUCUUGGACAGUUUGGAUGGAUGUGUAUGAAUCAAAGUUAGCAUUUCAGAAGCAGAAUUCAACAGUGGAGAAGAACAAUGGAAACACUCGCAGGCCAAGAACCAGAGAAGUUAGUUCUAGGUACAGGUCACCUACUCCUUCAGCAGCAUCCUCUGGCGUUAGACGUUGCUCUUCUCCAAAUGUCACAAGAAUUGGAACUACUACAUCAACAAUGUCGUUGCCUAAACGAGCCAUAUCGGCUGAAAGGAAACGCCCCACCACGCCUUCAUCACCUACCCGUACUACAUCACGACCAUCAACACCUGUACAGGAUACAUCUGUGGAAGAAUUGUUGUCUAGAAAGUUGGGAGGUAAUCGGUUGCCAGAAUCUUUGUGGCCCUCAACAAUGAGGAGUCUCAGUGUUUCGUUUCAAUCGGAUACCUUUUCUUUACCUGUAAGUAAGAGAGAAAAACCUGUCUCUCAUGCUCUAUGUGAUCGUACUUUGAGGCCAUCAUCAAAUGUAGUGCAGAAACAGGGCGAAACGCCUCCUGCUUCUCGAAAGGCGACACCAGAGAGGAGGAGGAGUCCAUUGAAGGGAAAGAAUUCUGCUGAUCAAGCAGAGAAUUCUAGACCAGUUGAUAGUUUAAAUGCUCGAUUAGUUGAUCAGCAUCGAUGGCCCAGUAGAAUGGGUGGGAAGGUAUCAUCUGGUACCAUGAACAGAAGUGUUGAUCUGAGUGAUAAGAGUAGUAAAAUUGCGCCAAUUAGACGCUCAGUCACGCCUUCCUUGAGGAGAUUAUCUUUGGAUGGUUAUACCACACCAUUGCAAAAAUCUUCCAGCGACUUGCUGUCACUAGUAUCAUCUGAUGAUAGAGUAAAAGGUAGAGUUCUGUCAGUAGAUGAUAGUUCACUUUCAAUGCAGAAGUCCACAUCUUCGAGUUCAUUGGAAAGAACAGUACAAGGGAAUCCAGUAGCUAGAUCUCAGACUGUUUCAGCUCCUGGAUCACGACUUCCGUCACCGAAUAAGGCAUCUGUUAUAUCAUCCUCUGCAUCUAGAGGAGUCAGUCCAUCUCGAACAAGAUCAGUCCCAAGUACACCAUCUAGAGGGCCAAGUCCUUCUCGGAUAAGACCAUCUAGUCCAUCUAGACAACCCAAAACUUCUACUUCUGUCCUCAGCUUUAUUGCAGAUAUUAAAAAGGGGAAGAAGGCAGCUAACCACAUAGAAGAUGUUCAUCAGCUGAGGCUAUUGUAUAAUAGACAUCUCCAAUGGCGGUAUGCUAAUGCCAGGUCAGAUGCAGCAUUGCACGCGCAGAAACUUCAAGCAGAGAAAACAUUGUACAAUGUCUGGAGGAAUACGUCAGAUUUAUGGGCUUCUGUUAUUAAAAAGAGAACUGCACUCCAACAGCUGAAGCUGAAGUUGAAGCUUUUUGCAGUCUUAAAUGAACAGCUCACCUACCUCGAUGAGUGGGCUUCAAUUGAAAGGGAUCAUACCAGUUCAGUAUCCCAUGCUAUACAAGAUCUACAGGCAUGCACUCUCCGUCUUCCGAUUAUUGGACGAGCAAAGGGUGAUAUUGAAAGUGUUAAGGAAGCUGUUUGCUCAGCUGUUGAUGUAAUGCAGGCAAUGGGAUCCUCCAUGCGUUUUAUAUUGUCUAGGGUGGAAGGGAUGAACUGCCUGGUUUCUGAACUUGCUGAUGUGGCAGCUCAAGAGCGAGCCAUGCUGGACGAAUGUGAAGCCUUGUUGUCUUCAACAGCGGCUAUGCAGGUAGAAGAAUAUAGCAUUAGGUCUCAUCUUAUACAAUUGAAACAAGUUUGGAGAAGUGAUGAGCAGCUGAUACUUGGGAAUUAGAUAGCUUUACCAAAUGCUUCUCAAAAUGCAAUUCUAACCAACUUUUCCUUGUCAAAUGAAGAAUAUGCCACAUCUCCAGCCUUAGCUAGUGUGUAUAGUAAUAGUUUUUUUUUUUUCUUUUCAUUCUUUUUUUCCUUCUAAUUUAUCAUGGGAAAUCUUGAAUUAUUCCAUUCUUUUUUUCUUCUCCACAUAUCUUGCAAAAAGCUGUCGUCCCUAUCCUAAUGUAACUUUUUGUAUCAUCAACAAAAAAAGGAAAUGCAAAGGAAGAAAAAGAUUCAAAAUUAGUUAUAGAGAAGAAGCAAACUUCCCCGAAGA
Molecule: messenger RNA, 3045 nt
Organism: Nicotiana tabacum (common tobacco)
Lineage: Eukaryota; Viridiplantae; Streptophyta; Magnoliopsida; Solanales; Solanaceae
Source: RefSeq, a predicted model, not a curated record